GCCGGCGCGGAACCUGCCGUUCGUCGGGCACAAUAGGUCUCCUUCGCUGCCGAGCGCAUCCUCUCUCGGUUCGCGAUCCCUCGCACUUCCUUGAACUGCGUGAGAGCGCAGAAGCGUUUGGAAUCGCCCGUUCGGAGCAAAACCUCAAGGAUGAAGAAAACAUUGUUAAUAGAACCUGCCAUUUCCUUGUAUAUUUUUGCCUAUUCUGUGACCGCCCCUCUGAAGCAGCAGUAUGUGUACAAGAGGAUCUGGGAGGAAACUAUCAACUCUACCUUCAUAGUUCAAGGCAAUAUUUCUCAUUGUGAACUAAAUCAAAGCAAUCCAACCUACCUGAAGCAGAAGGAAGUCCAAGAAAAAGCCUCCCUCUUUGCUAUGAAAACGGACCUAUGUGGGGUAGUUUUUAGCAUUUUGGUGGCCUUUGUCCUAGUAGCAAAUAGUGAUCGAUAUGGACGCAAAAUAUCGUUGGUUCUUCCUCUGGUGGGGAAUCUUAUCAGCAGUGCCUUUCUCUGGGCUAUGUCAGACUUUUCUUUGCCCCUUUACCUUUUCUUCGUUUUCUCCUUUGUUUGUGCCCUGUUAGGGGACAUGGCUACCUUUCUUGGAGGGGCCUUUGCCUUCACAGUUGAUUGCUGUAAGACUCAAAAACAGAAGGUCAUCCGAAUAGCUAUCGUCGACUUCAUUUAUGGAGUCGCAUCUGGAUUGGGAGGACUGGCCUCAGGGUACAUUCUAAAACUAAUAGACUUUAGGUGGACAUUUGCCAUCAUUUUUCUACUUCACACGGUCAACAUUAUCUAUGUCAUAUUUUGCUUGGAUGAAACAGUGAGUGUCUCGGCAUUCCAGACACAAUCUUGGCGGGAAGGUCUUAAAGAAACUCUUUCUGGAGUAUAUAUGCUCUUUAAAUCCUCCUCCUAUAAGAAGCGAAUUUUAAUCAUCUUGCUGCUUUGUACGUUCAUGACUUACCUUUUCGCAGCAUUUGGAGGGACUAGUCUCUAUGUGCUGUAUGAACUGAACGCUCCCCUCUGUUGGAAUGCCAUUUAUAUAGGAUAUGGCUCAGCAGCGUCCACCACAGUUUCUCUGACUGGUUUCCUAGGGAUUGUUUUACUUUCUGAGUAUCUGAGAGAGAGCUACCUUGUUUUUAUUGGAAUCUUCUCUUAUAUUGGAGGAAGUAUCAUGGCCGCCUUUGCCAACACUACAUUGCUGAUGUUUUUGGUGAGAGUGCCAUCUAUGCUCCUUUUUAUACCCAUUCCAGUUAUUCGAUCCAUGUUGUCCAAAAUAGUUCUUCCUAAUGAGCAAGGAGCUUUAUUUGCUUGCAUUGCCUCCUUAGAAGUUGCAACGGGGACUAUUUCACUUGCUGUUUCUAACACCAUCUACGCAAUGACUGUAGCAUGGUUUCCCGGCUUUAUUUUUCUCUUAUCAGCUGGUUUCUGCAUAAUCCCACUGAGUUUAAUGAGCUGGUUUAUGUAUGUCACCCGGCAUGAUGAGAACUUUGUGCUACUGGUAAAUGAAGAGGACUGUCCUGAGCAGCAUGGCGACAGCUGAACAGAGAAUGCACCUAGCAGCCACUGUUCUCAAGCUUCUAUAAUGACUUGACCUGUGGAUGGAGUUGCCCAAUGGCACCAUUGCGGGAGUUCCACAAUAAUUGAUGGUCCAGGUUUGCUUUUGCCUUGGAUUGCCUAUAGGAUGCCAUGCAAGAGAUGUAAAGUAAAUUUAAAUAUGCUCUAUGACCCCCACAUGUUGACUGUGAGAGUUUCUUGCCUUAGAUUUCUUCCCACUGCUCCCCUGUCUCAAACUGCCCUGUGAUUCGAACUAGGCCAACAGGUCAAUAAACUAAAAAAACGUAUCUUUGCUUUAUCAAUAUAGCAGAUUAUAAAAAGGAAAUUACUCUUAAGAUGAACUUUGCAAAAACAGACAAGCCUAUGCUGAAAGUAUUGAUUGUGUCAUGCACCUUUUUUAAUCCCUCCACUAGCCUGCAUUCAAAAUUCUCAAGACCAUUAUUUUAUUUAAGUUGGUGGGGUUAAUCCCCCACCCCACCCCUUGAAGUACCUCUGCUUAUGUCUAUUUAUAUCAGAAUUCUCUAACCCCUUCUAUAUUCAUCAGUUUCUCUUUUACAAACUGGUAGGUUCAGACAGCAAGUGUGACAUAAUUAGUAAGGGCUGGAACUGGGGAGAACUAGAUUCAAGUCUCCUCUCAGCCACAGAACAACUGGAUGGCUUAGGACAAGUAUCAACCCAACUUAGCUCACUGUUGUUGUGGGGAUAACAAAGAAGACCAUAGCGUGUGCUGUCUUAUGUCAGGCCUAGCCCAAGAACAACGAUGAAACAGUCCAGUCUAAUACAGUUCCUUUAUUUGCUUACACCUUAUA
Messenger RNA from Python bivittatus (Burmese python), 2359 nucleotides. It is a transcript of the gene SLC46A3, whose product is annotated as solute carrier family 46 member 3. Lineage: Eukaryota; Metazoa; Chordata; Lepidosauria; Squamata; Pythonidae. Gene Ontology annotation, biological process: vacuolar transmembrane transport. Gene Ontology annotation, cellular component: lysosomal membrane. Gene Ontology annotation, molecular function: transmembrane transporter activity. The record is from RefSeq and is a predicted model, not a curated record.